GCUCAGAGGCAGAAGUUGCUCGCUGCGACGAGAAAGAGUCGACUAUACCGAAGUUUGAAAAGAAGAAACCGCGACUACCGGAUACACUCGAGAAGAGGACAGGACCCGCUCCGACGGUCUUAAGCGUUUUUGUUUUUUCUUGUUUGUGUGCGAGUUUUCUUUCUCUCUAAACGAGCGAACCGGAACAAAGGACUCCCGUUUCAACCUGAGAGAAAAAGCAGCCCAACGUUCGUUAACCGGCCGCGCGCGCUCUAUGUACUUGGAUUUACUUCUUCUAUCCCGCCGUCCUACUAUGGUCAUAAUGGAGGUGCCCACCAUCGACUGUGCGUCCCUGCGUGGCCUGCUGGAGGGCGACGUGCCGGGCUGCCUGCUGCUGGACUGCCGCUCCUUCCUGUCCUUCAACUCGUCCCACGUCUCGGGCUCCACCAACGUGCGCUUCAGCACCAUCGUGCGCCGGAGAGCCAGGGGGGGUCUGGGGCUGGAGCACAUCGUGCCCAACGAGGACACCAGGAGCCGCCUGCUGUCCGGGGACUACCAGUCCGUGGUGCUGCUGGACGACCGCAGCUCGGACGUGAGCCAGGCGAAGAAGGACGGCACGCUGCUGCUCGCCGUCACCGCGCUGUGCCGCGACCCCUGCGGGGCCAGUGUUUUUAUUCUGAAAGGCGGGUUCGACACGUUCUCCACAGAGUAUCCAGAGAUGUGCACCAAGCCCUCCCCUCCCCAGGGGCUCUGCCUGCCCCUGAGCUCCAGCCACCCCGGGAGUGCAGACCCCAGCUGUAGUCCAUGCAACACCCCGCUAUAUGAUCAGGGUGGUCCUGUUGAGAUCCUGCCUUUCCUCUACCUGGGCAGUGCUUACCAUGCCUCCAGAAAAGAUAUGCUGGACAUGCUGGGGAUCACUGCUCUGAUCAACGUCUCUGCCAACUGCCCCAACCACUUUGAGGAGUCCUUCCUCUACAAGAGCAUCCCCGUGGAGGACAACCACAAGGCAGAUAUCAGCUCCUGGUUCAAUGAGGCGAUCGAGUUUAUCGACUCGGUGCGAAAUAAAGGAGGCCGCGUGUUCGUGCACUGUCAAGCCGGCAUCUCCCGCUCCGCCACCAUUUGCCUUGCCUACCUCAUGCGGACCAACCGCGUCAAGCUGGACGAGGCCUUUGAGUUUGUCAAGCAGCGCCGCAGCAUCAUCUCCCCCAACUUCAGCUUCAUGGGUCAGCUCCUCCAGUUUGAGUCCCAGGUCCUGGCCACGUCUACGUGCUCAUCCGAGGCGGGCAGUCCAGCCAUCGGCAACAGCAGCACAGUCUUCAACUUCCCCGUCUCCAUCCCUGUACACACCUCAGCCGGUCAGCUCUCGUUCCUCCACAGUCCCAUCACCACCUCUCCGAGCUGCUGAGGAGGAGGACGACGACGACGACGACACAGACUUUGCUCGGACUUGAACUGCACCUCAUGAGUGACUCCACACAGAGCACAAAGACAAAACACAGUUCUGAUUAUGAUUCAUUUUAUGGUGAUACUGGUAUCACCAGGCAGAACGUGUGGAUCAACCUCAUCAUUUCAAGGGGAGAUUUGAAAACUACCAACACGCAGUAUUGAUGUGUAACCUCCUAAAUAUGAAAGUCAUCCAGUGUGUAAAAUUCUAGAUGACUUUGGACACGACUGAAAAGAGAGUUAAGGUUAUUCCCUUUGAGGAAGUUAUGAGUAUCUGAAUAUUCUUUAUUCAAAAGACAGCUUUUUUUUGUGACGGCAACUGCUUUUGAUAAUCACAAUCACUUUUUGUUAACUAAACUAAAUGUAGAGGGCUAACAGUUGUCUCAGGAAUAUCCUCACAAGUGUCCAGUUCGCUUUUUGUACUGUGUAAAGAAAGCAACACAAACCUGUUGUUACUCCUCCUUCUGACGAACAAUGAAUGUAAACCCCUCUUUGGUGGAGAUGUGGCCGAGCGCUUCAUGUUCAGCUCAAGAGUUGCGUGGGGUUGCCAAAUCUCAAACGCAAACACUUGCCUUUCCAGACAUCGUGAAACUCUUUGUUGACGAUCCUGACACAUUGGGGAAACCGACCGUUAAAUACCUCAUAUAUCUGUACUGUGGCGCUGAGGCGGCCAGAACCCCAAAAAACGGCUAAAAUGGGGCCACGUGGUCUUCGGCGUCGGGAUUCUGACAUAUUUAUUGAACUAAAGUAAUAUAUUUCUUAAUCAUAUCUAUUUUUGCAUAUGUCUGUUUUUAAUUAUGUUGUUUUUAUACCGCUGAAUAAAUCUCAUUUGACUUUUGUA
This is a messenger RNA of Scophthalmus maximus (turbot), 2263 nucleotides long. RefSeq names its product dual specificity phosphatase 1 (gene dusp1). The record is from RefSeq and is a predicted model, not a curated record. The transcript has 4 exons. Gene Ontology annotation, cellular component: nucleus; cytoplasm. The coding region runs from base 254 to 1384 and encodes 376 amino acids. Gene Ontology annotation, biological process: negative regulation of p38MAPK cascade; endoderm formation; protein dephosphorylation. NCBI's taxonomy places the organism in Eukaryota, Metazoa, Chordata, Actinopteri, Pleuronectiformes, Scophthalmidae. Gene Ontology annotation, molecular function: protein tyrosine/threonine phosphatase activity; MAP kinase tyrosine/serine/threonine phosphatase activity.